This is a messenger RNA of Cryptococcus wingfieldii CBS 7118, 420 nucleotides long. RefSeq names its product NADH dehydrogenase (ubiquinone) Fe-S protein 6. The coding region runs from base 1 to 420 and encodes 139 amino acids. Gene Ontology annotation, biological process: mitochondrial electron transport, NADH to ubiquinone. The transcript has 2 exons. NCBI's taxonomy places the organism in Eukaryota, Fungi, Basidiomycota, Tremellomycetes, Tremellales, Cryptococcaceae. The record is from RefSeq and is a predicted model, not a curated record.
AUGUCCAUCCUCCGCUCGGCCCCCCUCGCCCGCCUCCCCCGCUCCCUCCCCCUCGCCCUCAGAGCCUACUCCACCCCGCCCCAGCCACCAAAGCCCCUCCAGCAACAACAGCCAGACGCUGCCUCGCCAUCCUACCUCCAACAGUCCCCAAACGUCCCCACCACCUGGUCCAAGGGCCAGAACCCCAAGCCCCAUGCGGUGGACAAUGCGCGGUUCGAGCAAAACUCGUGGAAACACCAGCCCAACCAGCCCAGUGCUAUGGGCAUGGUCGCCGAGGACCCUGUGAGGCUGGUCAAUGGAAGGAAGGCUGUCUGUGACGGUGGUGGUGGUGCUCUUGGUCAUCCCAAAAUCUACAUCAACCUUGUAAGUUUCUGUCAUCGUGUACGGAUGUUUGAGUUGACAAUGUCUUUCGCAGGAUAA